GAGCAUGGGGGAGGGGAGCGCGCGUCUUCAGGGGGAGCCAAGGUGUCCCCCAACUAAGUGGCGCGGUGAUUGACUGGGCGCGGCAAAAGAGGCGUCCUGAUUGGUGGGCCCGUCUGUGGGGGCCUUAGAAGGCCCUGAUUGGUGCAGUGGUUCAGGGGGUCCCGAUCCCUGGUUGGCGGAGCCAAGAGGGCAGCCACUCUGACCCAGCUCUGGAGGAUGCCCUAAGCAUGGGCUCGCACAGCAGCAGCAGCGCAGGCACCGGGGGCCGAGACGCCCGGGAUGGCUGGACCCCGCGGGGCUCCGAGGAGGAGGAGGAGGACGAGGAUGUGGACCUGGCCCAGGUAUUGGCAUAUCUCCUGCGCAGGGGUCAGGUGCGGCUGGGGCAGGGUGGGGGCCCCACCAACAUCCAGGUGGUUCAGAAUCUGUCAGACUCGGACGACGACAACGACUGCGCCUGGGAGGGGCGGCUCGGAGACCGCUACAACCCCCCUGUGGACUCCACCCCUGACACCCGCGAGCUGGAGAAAAAUGAGCUCAAGACACAGCUGGACCUGGCUGUGGGCAAACUGGGACCUGGGCAGGCUGAGCACAACCUGCCCCGCCUCCUCUCCCAGAGGGAGCGGGGCAUGUGCCACAGCGGCAGCUUCUCCUCAGGCGAGUGCUCCCGUGUGAUGUCACAUUUCUUGCCCAACCACCUGACCUUCACAGACACCUACUCCCAGAAGGCCUUCUGUGGGGUCUAUUCCAGCGAUGGACAGCUCUUCAUGUCCGCUUGUCAAGACCAAACGAUCCGCCUGUAUGACUGCCGCUACGGAGCCUUCCGGAAGUUCCGGAGCAUCAAGGCGCGGGACGUGGGCUGGAGCAUCUUGGACGUGGCCUUCACCCCCGAUGGUGGCCACUUCCUCUACUCCAGCUGGUCUGACUACAUUCACAUCUGUAACAUCUAUGGGGAUGGAGACAACCACACAGCGCUGGACCUGAGGCCGGAUGAGAGACGAUUUGCUGUCUUCUCUCUCACGGUAUCCUCAGAUGGACGGGAGGUCCUCGGGGGAGCCAAUGAUGGCUGUGUGUACGUCUUCGACCGUGAGCAGAACAGGCGGACCCUCAAGAUCGAGUCACAUGAGGAUGAUGUGAAUGCCGUGGCCUUUGCCGACGCCAGCUCCCACAUCCUCUUUUCGGGGGGUGACGAUGCCAUCUGUAAAGUGUGGGAUCGGCGCACUAUGCGAGAGGACGACCCUAAGCCUGUGGGCAUGUUGGCUGGGCACCAGGAUGGCAUCACCUUCAUCGACAGCAAGGGGGAUGCCCGGUACCUGAUCUCCAACUCCAAAGACCAGACCAUCAAGCUGUGGGACAUCCGGAGGUUCUCGGGGCGUGAGGCCAUGGAGGCAUCCCGCCAAGCCGUCACCCAGCAGAACUGGGACUACCGGUGGCAGCAGGUGCCCAAAAGAGCUUGGCGCAAGGGGAAGCUUCCGGGCGACAGCUCCCUGAUGACCUACAGGGGCCACGGGGUGCUGCACACCCUGAUUCGCUGCCGCUUCUCCCCACCCUACAGCACCGGCAGCCAAUAUACAUACAGCGGCUGCUCCACGGGCAAGGUGGUGGUGUACAGCCUCCUGACAGGGCGCAUCAUCAAGAAGCUGACCAAUCACAAGGCCUGCGUGCGGGACGUCAGCUGGCACCCCUAUGAGGAGAAGAUUGUGAGCAGCUCGUGGGACGGGAGCCUGCGAGUCUGGGAGCACCGCCAGGCUGAGUACUACAAGGACGACCUCAGGGACCCGGGGAGCACACCCGCGGCCCCCAAGGCAGAGUGA
Messenger RNA from Alligator sinensis (Chinese alligator), 1811 nucleotides. RefSeq names its product DDB1 and CUL4 associated factor 11 (gene DCAF11). Gene Ontology annotation, cellular component: Cul4-RING E3 ubiquitin ligase complex. Gene Ontology annotation, biological process: proteasome-mediated ubiquitin-dependent protein catabolic process. Gene Ontology annotation, molecular function: protein binding. The record is from RefSeq and is a predicted model, not a curated record. Lineage: Eukaryota; Metazoa; Chordata; Crocodylia; Alligatoridae.